UAGUGUUAUUCUGCUAACACCCCAACCCACCUCCUGCCCGCGCGACCACGACCCCAAUCCGACUCCACCUUCUUCCGUCGGCGCCACCCGAUGACCGCCGGCGCCAUGAAAAAUGAACCGCACGCAGCGACCAAAACAAACCCACGACCCCUCCCCUCCGCUCACUCCCUUAUCCUCUCCACCUCCUUCCUUCAGCCGGGGCCGCGCCCACCCCAUGCUGCACGACGCCCCUCCUCAAGCCCAUCAAUGAGCAGCUCCCGGGAACUUCUCCCCCAGCAACGCGCAGCACCCCGGCGCCCCUCCCCAAGCGCCCUCACCUCCCGCCUCGGGGGUCACCGGAUCCCGACGGGAUCUAGUCGAGGCCUGCUCACCACAGACGGCGGCGUCGCUCAGCCACCACCCAACCCCGGCGACCUCCCGCCGCCUUCUACGCGCACAGUCACUCCCCCGCCAUGACCCAGGCAAGCGCCGCCUCCCACCACGUCCUCCACUCCUCCUACCUCCAGCUCACCACCUUCCCCCAAAUUCUCUCCUCCCCCACGACCUCCCCUCUCCUCCCCCCAUGUCGCCGCCCCGCAGCCUUCUUCCGCUCCGCGCACCGCCGCCUUCCCCCGUGCCGCCGCGCCGCAACCUUCCCCCGCUCCGCCGCGCCACUGCCUUCCCCCGCUCCGCUGCCCCACCUGCUUCCUCCAUGCUGCCGCGGCGCCAUCGCCUGGAUGCGCCUCCGUCGCGAACCUUGCCGGUGUGACGCUGGACCAGGCGACGAGGGCGCUAGAUGCUUGAUGUGGACUCCAACAGGCGACGACGAGACCCCCUUCCUCGUGAUGCACUCCGUUUCCCCAGCCGACCCGGCCCCGAGCUCUCACCUCCUCUCUGCAGUGCAGACCGGCGCACGCGCAGUUCGCCCCCUGACGGCGUGCAGUACGGAAGUUGCGUUGCUGCAGCACGCUGGCGUGCGUGCAACCGUGAAGAUAAAAAUCAAAGUGGAAUAUGAAGUCCGCUGUGGCUUGAAUGCAGUCUGUUGUGGAUGCCUUUUUACUCAGAAUUGAUUAUGUGUCUAUUUUCUUUCGAUGCGCUGCAGUGCGCCUCGCCGUGCAGUUCGGUGGUGUUUUUCAGUUCAUUUUUUUUGUUGCAUCUACUGCAGCGAAAAAAUGUUUGGUAAAAGAACAGUUUAGAGCUUUUCCAGACUUUUUUUGUCUGCUUUUGCUGUUCAAUUCCGUCCAACGGGAGGUGUACGCACAUAUAUUUCAUGCCCAGUAUUGCCUUA
Messenger RNA from Triticum aestivum (bread wheat), 1267 nucleotides. RefSeq lists its product as uncharacterized. The transcript has 2 exons. NCBI's taxonomy places the organism in Eukaryota, Viridiplantae, Streptophyta, Magnoliopsida, Poales, Poaceae. The record is from RefSeq and is a predicted model, not a curated record. Bases 453 to 1049 code for a protein of 198 amino acids.